CUUAGUGGGUUUAGGGUUCUGGGACAAGGUGCCCAAAACCCCCGUUCUGGUUGCCCUGGGUCCCUGUUUCUGCUGUCAGCCUUGACUCAGAAAUUGUGUGGGAGAUCACGAUGUUUGCUUGGAUUGUUCUGUCUUCACCCAGAUCACUGGCAGUUGGUGGGGAACCUCUUGGCCAGCCUAGGGUGAUGAAACCUAUCACUCCAACAGGAGAAUGGGACUGUGGAUUCCCAGUUGCUCCUCCCCUUCCUUCCUCUCUUUGGGGCUAAAUGUCAAGCAGGCAGAAACACAAGCAGCAACUGACCAAGUAGCCAUCCAGGGAAGAUGCAGCCACUCCUGAUCCUGUUGGUCUUUCUUCUACCCCCUGGGACUAGAGCAGGGAAAAUCAUCGGAGGCCAAGAGGCCAGGCCCCACUCCCACCCCUAUAUGGCUUAUCUUCAGAUUUUGACUCCGGCUGGCUUAAAAAUUUGUGGAGGUUUCCUGGUGCGAGAAGACUUUGUGUUGACAGCAGCUCACUGCCUGGGAAGGCUCAUAAAUGUCAUCUUGGGGGCCCACAACAUCCAGGAGCUAGAAAGCACCCAGCAGCACAUCCCUGUGCUCAGAACUAUCCCCCACCCUGAAUAUAAUUCUCAGAACAAAUGGAACGACAUCAUGUUGCUGCAGCUGGAGACUAGAGCCAGACAAAAUGAAGCUGUGAGACCUGUGGCUCUGCCUCAGACCCGGGCCAGACUGAGGCCUGGUGCCUUGUGCACUGCAGCCGGCUGGGGCCUGGUUGGCCUGAACAGGAGAACAAGCACACUCCAGGACGUGCAGCUGAGAGUGGAGACAGCUAAGGAGUGCCGCAUUCGCUUCAGUUUCUAUACUGACCGAUUGCAGAUUUGUGUGGGAAACCCAAGAAAGCAGAAGUCUGUCUUCCUGGGGGACUCCGGGGGCCCCCUCGUGUGCAACAACGUGGCCCAGGGCAUCGUCUCUUAUGGAAAACCAAGUGGGACCCCUCCAGCAGUCUUCAUCAGGAUCUCAAGCUUCUUGUCCUGGAUAAACAGAACAAUGAGACGCUUCAAACAGCAGGGUUAAACUGGGAAGACUGACUCUUAUUCCUUGGGGUGGCGAAUGGUGGGGACAGUGCCAUAGCCUUAAUAAAUGUCCAUGUCUAGAGUGAAAAUAACAGAUUUCUUGUUUAUUCAUAGAACACCAUUCGGUGCACAACAAAUGUGCAACAGGUAGACCUCUGUUCCCAUUUCAACUGUUUCUUGCUUCCUCCUCAUCCAUUUUUCCCCUGCCUCUGCCCAUCUCUUAAAACUUCACUGUUUUCCAAUUAUUUGAGAUGCCACCAU
This is a messenger RNA of Loxodonta africana (African savanna elephant), 1331 nucleotides long. Its product is annotated as cathepsin G-like. The coding region runs from base 322 to 1071 and encodes 249 amino acids. The transcript has 5 exons. NCBI's taxonomy places the organism in Eukaryota, Metazoa, Chordata, Mammalia, Proboscidea, Elephantidae. Gene Ontology annotation, molecular function: serine-type endopeptidase activity. Gene Ontology annotation, biological process: proteolysis. The record is from RefSeq and is a predicted model, not a curated record. Gene Ontology annotation, cellular component: cytoplasm; intracellular membrane-bounded organelle.